Molecule: messenger RNA, 5596 nt
Organism: Magallana angulata
Lineage: Eukaryota; Metazoa; Mollusca; Bivalvia; Ostreida; Ostreidae
Exons: 23
Coding region: 267-5132 (1621 amino acids)
Biological process (GO): signal transduction
Molecular function (GO): protein binding
Source: RefSeq, a predicted model, not a curated record
UGUUCACGGUUGGAUGAGUAAUACGUACUAAAGGGACACCCAUGUGCUGGUGGUUUUGAAUAGAUGUAAGUGUAAGUUAUCGUUGUUUAGUCUUUAAUUUACCAGCUGUUGAAUGGUCAAGUUUAAACCCGAGAAAUAUAAGUGGUUUAUAAGACUUCAAGACUUAUGUGUGGGUGUCAGAUCCAGGUAUCUCCAUAAUCGGAAAAGCGACACAUGGAAAUGGAUCCGAAGCAUUAGAUGAUGUGUAAACAAUAAGUUGAAUUGUAAUGGAGUCUCUACUUUCGAAUUGUGACUUCUCCAAUGUAAACGAUUUUACAACUAAUGAGUUUCGGAGAGAAAGGACAAAAUACAAGGAACAGUUAUCUUCCCUUGAUUAUGUUGGGAUUCUGAACAUUGUUAAGGCAUUUCAGACCAAAGUAUGUGUUCGUGGAUUCCCCGGAGUUCGAUCUCCUGGUUCUGAAUAUGCUGACUUAAUACUCACUACUAUCCUACAGACAAUAAGAUGGAAAGUUGAAGAAACCAUUUUUUCAGCCAAGGAGGUAGAAAACAGACUGUUGGAUUUAUAUGUACAGGUGUUAAAAUCAGGACCAGGAAGUGGCCAUUGUGAGUUACUCCAACUCAUUACAAAUCAUAUAGAGAUUCAGGAUUUAUAUGGAGAAAGAUUACAAAAUGUGAUUGGUGGAUUCAAGGCAAUCUCCUAUGUAGAGGAGGGAAAUGAUUCUAUAUACAUUGACACGGUCAACAGGGUGUAUCCGGAUCAACUCUCUACCUUGGUUAUCAGGAGUCAUAAACAGGAUAGAUUGAGGUCACCCGAAGUUCAUCACGCCUUAAUGGACCUGUUCGUGUUUUACCUGGUCCAGUUACCUCAUGUGCCUGAUACUCUACGGACAGUCUUGAUCAGGGCUCAACACAACAUUUACAAGGCUUAUCAUAUGGAGCCAUUCUGUGGAAUACAAGAUGUUGAUUUCUAUCGCUCGCAGCUUUUACGAGUUGUUGAUUUCAUCAAGGAUUCCAAUUUCCCUCAAAAUAGACAAAUUUGUGAGACCACGUAUCAAAGGCUUCCAAAUGUUCUGCAAAUAAAGGAUGGGAAGAUGAUUGCUGAAGUCUACGCAGAUAUUUGUCAGCUUCUGAAGGAGAUAAGUUUGAAGCGUCUGACAGGAGAGGAUACAGAUUUACUGAAGAAACUCGAUUGUUUCUACAAGGGGAUCCCAGAAGAGUGUUUUAAGAAUCCUCAAAUGUUUGAGAAAUGGGCUGUGACAGCUCAAGAGAUACUGGAAAAAUCUCCAUGUGAAAAGAUAACAGGGAACGAGCUGGCAUAUACCACCGACAGAUUUGCCGAUAAUCUAAAACCAAAUGCAAAUUUGGGAAAGAUUUGGCUGUCUGUCAUCGUUGGAUUUUGUGGAUGGGUUCAUGAAAAACUAAUGAGAGCCGGAGAAAGAACUCUAAGCACGAAUCAGUGGAAAAGUUACUGGAAAUGGAAAGAAAAUAUAUCUAAAGCAAAGGCAAUGAUUAUAGCCCUUACGAAUGUGGAUUAUUCCUCUGUUGAAAAUGCUGCAGAGUACUCUUCCAGUGCCGAGUCAUUCCUGAAGAAACUCGUAGAUCAGUUAAUACUUGUGAAAGUGUUUAAGAAUGUCGAGGUGGAAGUAGCAGAGCUAGCCAUGGUAACCAUGGAAGCAUUUGGAAAGGGGAUAGCCGUGGAUAGACUGUGCAGAACAGCUAGCGUAAAGAUGUCAUUAACGAAUAACAAGCACCUGAUAAAGGGUUACCUAGAAAGGUUUCUGUGCCUGUUGAAGAAUGAAGAGUUUGAUUGGGAUGGUGGUUGGAUAACAAAAGCAGGGAUCGAUUUCUUUAAUAAUCUCAUCAAGUCAUCCGGUGGUGAUGAGGUGCGUGACUUGGAAAUGGACGAGGCGUUCAUACAGGUAUUCCUGUUCUGUCUGUCUGAGGACAGAGAAUACAUCAGUCUUCAGAGACAGCAUCUAAAUGUCUUUGGAUUGGUAGCAGUGGCUGGACUUCCACAAUACACCACUCUGCACACUGGGACGACAACAGUUGGACGGCUGAAGCCUCUGUUUCCUCACAUCCAGCGGUUGAUGGAUGAUGACGACGAUACGAUAAAGACAGUUAUGAGGACAAUUACUAGAGUCCUAGGGAGAGAAGAGACCCAGUUAAUUGACACCCAGGGCAUGGAGAACCUCAUUAGUCUGUAUAUCAGGGAGAGGGAUCUUGCCAUACUUGAUGCCAUAUCUUCUGGAUACGAGGGUCACUCUGAAACACUAGCCUCCCAGUUUCUUCCUUUGAUCAAAGCAUGUACACAGAAAACUCAAACCAAUGAGAUAGAGAUGCAGACAAUGUUCCUGAAAAAAGUCGCAGAAAAACAGCCAGAGAUAUUUACAAAAGAACCUCUUGAUAUCAUUUUCAAACAUCACUUCAUGGAAAAAAAUGCCAACCCUCAAGUCCUUAUGGUACUGGAUGUUGUAUCCAAAUCACACGCUGAAAACCUGGAACCUUAUGUCGAGAGUCAUCUGAUGAAGACUGAUUUAAUGAUGGAACUUAUGGCUCAUUAUCAGUUCAACAUUUUAAUCCGGAUAGCAGCCAAAUGCAAUGAUAAGCAAAGCCUUGUAUAUUCCUAUUUGAUGAAACGCCUAAAGGAAUCUAAUAUUGAGCAAGUUCAAAGUGCAUGUAUACAAGGAUUGCGGGAAAUGCAUUCAGUCUUUGGAAAAUAUAUAUUUUCUGAAAAAGAUAAGAUGUAUAUAGAGAAGAUCAAGGAGAAAGGGGCUUCUAAAACUGUAACUGACCUGGUGGAAAAUCUAUUGAAUGAGCUGGAGGGUAGGAGCAUAGCAAAAGUAUCUAAAGAUGUUGAAGAGCACUCUGGACAAAUUGAAAAGCUAAAGAUUGGAGUAGCAGGGACAAAGGUGGUGCUUAAAAAGGUCCAUCAAGAUGUCAAAGAACAGAGAAAGGAGCUUGAGGGAGUUAAACAGGGACUGGGAGAAGUCAACACACGAGUGGACAAGGUAGAGGUGGAUGUGGCGGAUACCAAAGAAAGGGUGGAAGAAGUAGAUAAAAAGACAAUGAGUAAUGCUCCAACUUGGUCUCGUGAUGUCACAAAACUACUGAACCCAGAUUCUGAACAUGACUGGCGGCUUUUGGCUAGUCGCCUUGGUUACAGUCCUGAUGACAUCAGAGGGUGGGCUACCCAAUCAGAUCCCUGCAUGGCUCUUCUGAGUGAAUGGUACGCAACGCACAAAACGUUCGAGGCAUCAAGAGGAGUGUUGACAAUUUUGCAGGAAAUGAAUAGAUUGGAUGCUGCCAUUAUUGUUGAGAAUGCAAUGAAAGCUGCAGAGGUGGUUGUGACUGAUGAACCCGUUGACUACCCAGAACCCCCUGAAAUCUUCCUUAGUUACCAGUGGAGUCACCAGAACGAGGUCAAGCUGAUCUGUCGUCACCUUGAAAUGGCAGGGUAUAAAUGCUGGAUGGACAUUGGUCAAAUGGGUGGUGGGGAUAAGUUAUUUGAGAAGAUUGACUCAGGGAUAAGGGCAGCUAAAAUUGUGAUAUCAUGUGUCACAGGAAAAUAUGCUAAAUCGCCCAACUGUAACAGAGAGGUCAAUUUGUCUGUAAACCUUGGUAAGCCAAUGAUUCCUUUGUUGAUGGAAAAGAUGGCUUGGCCUCCUGCAGGUUCCAUGGGGCCGAUUUUCAGCGAGUACCUGUUUAUUCGUUUCUUUCAACGACCAGGAGAGGAAACCAAUGACGACCGAAUCUGGUCAGCUGCUAAGUUUACUGAACUUCUCAUGCAACUUAACUACUUAAAAGUUAUGCCAGAUGAAGGAAAUAUUUCAGAAAUGUAUAAGAACUGGUGGGUUCCUGUUGUUGAAGAGAUCGUCAUUCCAAAAAGAAAUGAGAAAAGGGGAGAAAAUAAAGCAUUUUCGUCUGAUCAACAUCAGACAGAGUCACAGGUUGUUUCCCCUGACGUGUUUAUAUCCUACCAGUGGGGCAAACAAAAGGAAAUUAUUGCCUUGUUCCAGAGACUGACCAGUUUAGGCUUCACCUGUUGGUUGGACAUACGUCAGAUGGGGGGAGGGGACUCUUUGUAUGACAAAAUUGACCGAGGGGUCAGAGGUUGCAAGGUCAUGCUGUCGUCAGUGACCACCAAGUAUGCUCUAUCUGCCAACUGUAGGAGAGAGGUCAGCCUGGCUGAUGCUUUAAAGAAACCCAUCAUCCCUAUGUUGAUGGAGAAAAUAGACUGGCCCCCAACUGGACCAAUGAGCAUGGUUCUUACGCAGUUACUUUACGUUAAUUUUUCAAAUGACGAAUCUGUCCAGUUAUCAUGGGAUGGGAAGUAUUUUGAUGAACUGUUGUCCAAAAUUAGACAACAAAUUCCAACAGAUGAAAGUAAUGAUUAUGUAAAUGUGGAAUCAGAGAGUGGUGUGCAGCCACUGAAGAACUCAAAAUAUGAAAAGUCUGUAUCAAAUGGGAAUAAUCAAAGGCAAAUAAAACAGGAAAUAGAAAAGCCCAGAGAUCCAAUACAGCCCAGAGAUCCAAAACAAGAAACUGAAAAGCCCAGAGAUCGAAUACAAGAAACUGAAAAGCCCAGAGAUCCAAUACAAGAAACUGAAAAGCCCAGAAAUCUAAUACAAGAAACUGAAAAGCCCAGAGAUCCGAUACAGGAAACUGAAAAGCCCAGAGAUCCAAUUCAAGAAACUGAAGAGCCCACAAAUCCAAUACAGAAAACUGAAAAGCCCAGAGAUCCAGUAAAGGAAACUGAAAAGUCCAGAAAUCCAAUACAGGAAACUGAAAAGCCCAGAGAUCCAAUACAGGAAACUGAAAAGCCCAGAGAUCCAAUACAAGAAACUGAAAAGCCCAGAAAUCCAAUACAGGAAACUGAAAAGCCCAGAGAUCCAGUAAUGGAAACUGAAAAGUCCAGAAAUCCAAUACAGGAAACUGAAAAGCCCAGAGAUCCAAUACAGGAAACUGAAAAGCCCAGAGAUCCAAUACAGGAAACUGAAAAGUCCAGAAAUCCAAUAAAGAAGCAGCCCUCAGUUACAGUGGGUUCCACUAAACGGCUGACUAAUCCAUUACAGAAUACAGCUAAACCACGCCCAACAGACAAGAAGUCGUCAACUUGUUCUAUUUUAUGACUUAUUCUUGAAUUUAUGGAAACGUUCAUUUACAAAGCUUAUCUCUUUUAACAUUAUGUUACAUAUCGUGAUUUCUCUAAUUUCUUCAUGUAAAAUUGAAGUUAAUAUUUAUUGUAAGAAAAUCAAAUAUUUUUAAUACUUAUUGUUUUAUAUUCAGUAGUCAACGGUUAUAGUAAACAUAUCUGUAGAAAAAUGGUAGAUUCCUGAAAUAUCAUAAAAUAUAAAUCUAAGACUUGCUGUGAAUACAUGCCGCAAUAUUUUAGUCAUUAUUUAAAAUUUUCUAUCUUAUAAGUCAGUUUACACUGGGAGUAAUGAGUCUGCCCUGCUGUCCAUGAAUAAUCUAUUCAUUUAUUGAAUAUAAAGUUUGAUUUAUUAAAUAUUUAUUAAAUUAAUCAAAAUCACCGAUUUUUCCUGUUUUAAGGUUUAAAAAUCGGUUUUUCUACUCAUGUUGACUGUGUCCACUA